Oikopleura dioica is the source of this 3915-nucleotide messenger RNA. The record is from the annotation of a GenBank genome assembly. Lineage: Eukaryota; Metazoa; Chordata; Appendicularia; Copelata; Oikopleuridae.
AUGACAGAUACGAAUGUGAAAGCCUGGCUUAAUUCUUGGCUGCAGAGAAAACAAAUCCACCCUAAUUAUGACAUAAGACCUGCUCCCGGUCGAGGAAAAGUUCGUUUCAAGUGUGAACUUCGAGCAUCAAGCUUUGGCUACAUCGGAGUUGGAAACGCUGGCUCAAAGAAAGAUUCUCAAGCUCACGCUGCUUUCGAUUUCUGCCAGUAUCUCCUGCGAGAAGGACAUGUUAACCAGUCUGAAUUUCCGUUUACAAAUGCUGGAGUUGUCCCCGAACCUAGUUUCACCGCCGAUAAUUCUCCUGGAUUCAAAGGAGGACCGGUGUCACUUCCAGGCGGAAAACAACUGCCUCACACGAAACUAGGAGCGACUCCUCAAAAUCAAGAAUCCGGGCAUUUCGGUGGCUAUGGCAAAUUUGGCGCUGGGGCUUCCGCGAAAGGACAAAUGCUCGCCGACUACCAGAAUCGACAGCAAAUGCUAGACCAGCGAACAGCAGAUCAAACUGCAAAUGCUGAAGGGGUCGAUUUGACUGCGAAAAUCCACGGUGGAUGGACGCUCGAAAAUGGGCGACAGCAACUGAACCAGUUCUGUGUGGAUAAUCGUAUUCAAGCACCACAGGCGAGUUUUCGCGCUGUUGGGCCUGAUAACAUGCGUUCUUUUCUUGCGGAGAUGACCUUCUACGUGCCCAAGCUUCGUAGAAGCCUCCAGGCGAGAGAGUCUGCUUCUACUAAAAAGUCUGCGGAAAGAUCUGCUUCCCUCUCCAUCGUCCGUCAGCUUUAUCACCUCGGCGCGAUUCCAGCUUAUACUGGCGAAGCAAAGAAGAAACAGUCUGAAACAGAGUUCGACCCGAUCGGCGGCGAUUUCAAUGACGACCUAGCAGCAGAACUGAAAAGUACAGUCAAGGAGCUGGGCAUCCAAGUCGCAGAUUUCACCAAAGAUGGUUCGCUCAAUGUCGAAAGCAUGGUUAAAUUCGAAGAGCAAGAGCCUGUUCCUGGCGGUUGUAUUCCUUGGUGUCCUCCGAUGCCCAGUUGGAAUCCUUGGACUGGGUCGAACAUCGAAGAAGGGCCUUAUGUGUCUGCCUCGAUGGAAGAGAUCAACGCUGAUAUUGAGCAGCAGGAACAAAUCCGACUCUCGCAAAUAGACCCCGCCAUCGCCGAAACACGAAACAAUCUGCCAAUUUUCAAUGCUCGGCAACAAUUGCUCGAUACCAUCAACAACAACACCGUCACAAUCGUCAAGGGAGCAACCGGAAGUGGAAAGACAACACAACUACCUCAAUACAUUCUCGAGCAAGCCUUGGAGGCCAAAUGCGGUGGCGAAUGCAACGUUAUUGUCACCCAGCCAAGAAAAAUUUCAGCUGUUUCAAUCGCUGACCGAAUCGCAAAAGAACGAGGGGAGGAGCAAGGUCAAUCUUGCGGCUAUUCGGUGCGCUUCGAAUCUGUCUUUCCGAGAUCACACGGUUCGAUCAUGCUCUGCACGGUCGGAGUGCUUCUUCGAAAGCUAGAAUCUGGCCUCCGAGGAGUCAGCCACGUCGUCGUUGAUGAAAUUCACGAGCGAGACUUGAACACAGACUUCUUGCUCGUCGUCCUUCGAGACAUUUACGCAGAGUUCCCGAAUGUCCGAAUCAUCCUCAUGUCAGCAACAAUCGACACUAGUGCCUUCUCAGAAUACUUCGGCGGCGCACCUGUCGUUGAAGUCUCAGGAAGGACGUUUCCGGUGACACAGUACUUUUUGGAGGAUAUUGUGCAGAUGCUCAACUACAGCCCGGAAGUUAAGAUCAUGAAUUCAAAGCAGCGAAAGAGAAAGAAGCGCAACGAUGAGCAAAACGAAGAAAAUGCGGAAGAUCAGGACGCGCUUAUUCAACAAGACAAGACAAACUGCAACGAACUUGUUAGCGAAGAUUACGCUCCAGAAACCCGACAGGCCGUUUCUCAAAUGAGUGAGGCACUCAUCGAUUAUGGCGUCAUCGAACAACUGCUUUCGUACAUCAAGAGUUUGAAUGUCCCCGGCGCGAUUCUAGUUUUUCUUCCUGGAUGGGCCUCGAUAUCUGGACUGAUGAGGCAUCUGAACAAUCAUCACAUUUUCGGCGGACCUGGUUAUCGAAUCCUUCCGCUUCAUUCUCAAAUUCCCAGGGAAGACCAGUACCAAGUUUUUGUUCACCCACCAGAAGGAGUCACAAAAGUCAUCCUGUCAACUAAUAUUGCCGAAACUUCGAUAACGAUCGACGAUGUUUCGUUCGUAAUUGAUUCGUGUAAAGUGAAAAUGAAGAUGUUUACUUCUCACAACAACAUGACAAAUUAUGCUACCGUGUGGGCAUCUCAAUCAAAUAUUGAGCAGCGAAAGGGUCGAGCUGGUCGAGUUCGUGAGGGUUUCUGCUUCAAUCUCAUCACAAAAGAGCGCCACGAUCGACUGGACGAGCAAGCUACUCCUGAAAUCUUGCGAACUCCGCUUCACUCGGUCGCUCUCACGAUCAAGCUCCUGCGUUUGGGAAGCAUCGCUGAUUUCUUGUCCAAAGCUCUUGAAGUCCCUUCUCUCGAUGUCGUCAUUGAGGCUGAACACACUUUGAAGGAGCUCAACGCUUUGGACAAAAAUGGAGAGAUGACACCACUCGGCCGGAUCCUCGCCCGACUUCCGCUGGAGCCAAGACUCGGAAAAAUGCUUAUUCUCGGCGCCGCCUUCGGAAUUGGCGACUGUAUGACGACAAUUGCCGCGGCUUCUUGCUUCAACGAGCCUUUUCAAAUUGAAGGUAAACGAAUGCCUGGCAAGCAUCGUCAAUACGCGGGUGAUAGAUUCUCUGAUCAUGUGGCUUUGCUCUGUCUGUUUGACGAUUGGAAUCGAAUACGAGAGGGCGGCCCAGACCGAGAGCAGAGCUGGUGUGAUGCCAAACAGAUAAAUAUGUCGACAAUGAGGUGCACUUGGGAAGCGAAACGGCAACUGAUGGAAAUUCUCUUCAAUUUCGGCUUUCCCGAGGAAUCGCUAGUACCCAAAGGAAUCACGAACAGCCAAGAGGACGAACGACUUGAUGCUGCGAUCACUCUACUCGCUCUGGCUCUCGCACCAAAUGUAGCAAUUCAUACCGAUGGCCGAAAAGUGAUUGUUGAUGGGAAGCAAGCGCUGCUUCACAAACAUUCGGCCAACUGCCCCUUCGGCAACAAAGGAGUCGUCUUUCCUCAUCAAGCGUUCAUGUUUUCGGAAAAAGUGCGAACCAAAUGUGUCACUGCCAGGCAAACGACAAAUGUAACGGCUGCUCAACUUGUUCUUUCGUCGAAAUCUGUGGCGGUCUCCGAUGGAAUCGUUACCGUCGAUGAGUGGAUUCCAAUCGCGAUGAAGCCAGAAAAUGCUGCUUAUCUUUGCUCGCUGAAAUCGGAAAUUGACGGAAUCGUCAUCACGAGCGUCAGUAAUCCAGAAAAUGUGAUAUCUUUUGGAAAUGAAGACAAGAUGCUCAUCGAUAUCAUCACGAAAGUAUCCUCUCCUCUCGCGAUUCCAAGCUCUUCUUCACUGCAAGAUUGUCAUCAAUCAAUCCGAGGAAUGGACCGAUUUGAGAGUUUUGGCAUGGGUGCUCCACCUCCGAAGCAAUUUGCAAGAGGUGGUUUCCAAGGUGGUGCUUCUGGUGGCAGCCCUGGAGGAGGCGGACGGUCUUGGACUCCGCAGAGAGGUUCUCCAGGAGGCAGCUUUGGAGGAGCCCGUGGAGGUGGCAACUUUUCAAGUCCAAGGCCGAUGGGAGGAGGAAGAGGUGGCAUUCUUCCCGCUAACUUCGGCAUGGAACGAAGAGGCGGUGGAUUCGGCAACAGAGGCCGAGGAUUUGGUGGUAAUCGAGGCUCAUUUGGAGGCAACAGAGGCUCGUUCGGUGGGAAUAGAGGCGGAGGCUUUCGAGGUCGAGGAGGUUUCGGGGGCAACCGACAAGGAUACUUCUAA